Messenger RNA from Acanthopagrus latus (yellowfin seabream), 2153 nucleotides. Its product is annotated as probable gluconokinase. Gene Ontology annotation, molecular function: gluconokinase activity. Lineage: Eukaryota; Metazoa; Chordata; Actinopteri; Spariformes; Sparidae. The transcript has 6 exons. Bases 338 to 907 code for a protein of 189 amino acids. The record is from RefSeq and is a predicted model, not a curated record. Gene Ontology annotation, cellular component: cytoplasm.
ACGCACCUCAGGAAAAACAACCCCGCGGCCAUGGCACAAGCAUGGACACCGCUCAGUGAAGUGGGUUAGAGGCUUCAUGGGGGAUUCAUCGCCUCUUUAACACAUCAGAGACUCAGCGAGUGUUUGUUAGAGUUCAGAUUUCAAAGAGCAGCGACUCACUCGUUUAUUCUCGUCCGCGACUGAAGAAGUUAUAAAAUGUUUUACACGUCAGAGCUGAUAAAACAUGUUUACUGCUGGGAUACACCUGUCAGAGGUUAAAGUCAGAUAAAUGAACACUGUCGGCUCAUUAUAACGCCAUUUUCAGGACAGCAGCUGCCUCCAGGUGUCCACUGACAGGAUGAUCUACAUCAUAAUGGGAGUGUCAGGCUGUGGAAAAAGCACGUUGGGGGCCUUCCUAUCAGAAAAGUUGGGCUGGCCGCUGCAUGAAGGGGACGACUUCCACCCACCGGAGAACAUUGAAAAAAUGGCUCGGGGUGAACCAUUGACAGACCAGGACAGAUUGCCUUGGCUUCUCAAAGUGCAUGAAGUUAUUGAGAGAGAAAGGUGUUCUGGCACCGAUGCUCUCGUUGUUUGCUCCGCCCUGAAGCGCCUCUACAGACAGAUCCUCCUCCACGGUUCCCGAGCCCUCGCAUCCCCUUCCAGUCGAGCCGGAGACAUCCUGCCUCCUACCUUUCCCGAUGUCUUUUUCAUCUUCCUACACGGCGACUACGAUCUCCUUCACCAGAGGAUGGUGGCUCGCAGAGGACAUUACAUGAAAGCGGAUCUGCUGCGUUCCCAGUUCGACGCCUUGGAGCCUCCGACGGAUGACGAGAACGUUUUGCCGAUGGACAUCAGGAGGAGCAUCCCUGACAUAGCCAUGGAGGUCGAGAGGCACGUCACGAGCCUCAAGACGUCUCCAGUGACUUGACCCCCGCAGCAGAUCAGAGGAGAGUGGUAGGAUGUUCGGUCCAGACUGAAAUAUCUAAUCUAACAUCAGUGAAAUGUCUCGGGAUCAUUCACGGCUUCCAGAUGAUGAAUCCUCUUUUGGUAAUUUUCUGACUUUUCUGCCAACAUGACUUAGACAUUUGUUGUUUUUUUAGCUAUUACAUGUGGUUCAGACAUUCAGGGUCCAUACAGAAUAUAUUUAGUACCUUUAGUAAUCUUCUCACCUUCUUCUAGCACCAUCAUCAUGUCAACAGUCUGAUCAGUCCACUGCUCCAUUUAGGACCAAACACCUGCAACAACUGAUAUUAUUUGAACAUUAUCUUUGGCUUUAGAUUGUAUUUAGUGCUAAUUAUGGAACAGUAGCAUGUGAACACGCUAAACUAAAACCUUAAAGACAUCCGGUCAACAUCAGCACUGUAGCCGUGCCAUUGUUAGCAUGUUAGCAUUCAACUGUUACCAUGUUAAUUUAGCUUAAAGCAAACACUGUGCCUUCAGUAAUGAGAGCUUCACAGAGGUGCUGACUGAAGACUUUAUAUCAUUUCACGAUCCGUCUGGUUCAAAUCUCAGUGAACAUGAGACGUUGCAAGAACCACAGAGAAGUUUGAGCUGCAGUGGAGGAUUUAGUUUGAUCUACUAAUUAGCGCAGAAUCUGUAUGAUCCUGUUGAAAACUGCAGCUAGUUAUCUGAAAAUAUUUCAAAGCACAGUCUGAGUGCCAUUCCAGUAUUUUCUGCAGAGAAUUUAAUAUUGAAAGAUUUGAAUUGGGACCAAAUGUGUUUUUUUUUCUUUUUUGGGUGAUUGAGAACAAAGAAAAGGUCUGAAUACUCACUCAAACAGUUAGAGAUCGUGUGGACGUUUGCUCUUUUUGAUCUUGGGAAGAUGAUUGUGAUGGUUGACUUGUAAAAGUCAUUAUGAAGGUUCAGUGUUUCACAGUAUUUUUGUUGAGGAAAGAAAUGAUGAACAGAUGCCUUGAGUUAGUUUUCCUUACAAAAGAAACAAAAGCAGAAGUUUUAAUAAACUCUUAAACAGAACAUCAAUCUGAUCAAGCAAUGACUUUUAUUGAUUUUAUAGAUCCGUUUUCAUUGUGACAUGUUUAUAUCAGAUGUGCAACAUUUCCAGGGGAGGUUUUUCCCUUUUUUUAAGGUUUUGCAGUCACUGUGUCGGGAUGAUUCCCAGUUGCAUGGGCACAGGAAUAUGAAAUAAAAAUGAACUGAUGAAGGUUUUUCUUUAA